Messenger RNA from Meloidogyne enterolobii, 402 nucleotides. The record is from the annotation of a GenBank genome assembly. Lineage: Eukaryota; Metazoa; Nematoda; Chromadorea; Rhabditida; Meloidogynidae.
AUGGUCUUUAAAAAUUAUGAAUUAAUGUACAUAUUCAGUAUACUUUUAUUUGACCUUGAUAAGCAGAAAUUAAGCAUGUUUAACAGUGUAAGGCAAGCUAAUGCCCAACAAAUAUUUCCAAUAUUAUCGGGAAAUGCAGAAGAAGAUAAAGUCAAGAUAUCAGCUGAAUGUGGACCUAAAAUGAUCACACUUAAUAUUCAUUUCAACCAGAAAAUGUACCCAGAAGGACAAUUUCACGAAUGGAUUAUUGUUGGUAACACCAUGCGUACAGAAUGCAGGCUAAAAGGUAACGGUGAGCUACGAUAUGUUGUUCAAAUUGCUUUACCUAAUGAUCCUUGCGCUACAAGAAUGAUCUCUGCAGGUGCCUUGAUUUUAUAUUUGAUGUAUUUAGUUAAAUAUUAA